This is a messenger RNA of Lachancea lanzarotensis, 363 nucleotides long. RefSeq names its product LALA0S01e17282g1_1 (gene TMC1). Lineage: Eukaryota; Fungi; Ascomycota; Saccharomycetes; Saccharomycetales; Saccharomycetaceae. The record is from RefSeq and is a predicted model, not a curated record. The transcript has a single exon. The coding region runs from base 1 to 363 and encodes 120 amino acids. Gene Ontology annotation, molecular function: zinc ion binding.
AUGUCUGGUGAACAUGUCGAUGAGCAGUUGACAAAAGCUGGGAACCAGGUGUUGCGGGAGAAGCCAAAAGAAGAAAGUGGCAUCGUCGAAGAGGUGGUGGCAAAUGUGGCUCUGAGCCGAGUUUCCAAGAAAUCUGGACUCAAAAAGAAGAAGAAAGACCGGUGUUUCUACGACAAAUGUGGAUCUACAGCUCUCAAAUUCAUUGGCGAUUGCCAGUUUUGCCAGGGACAUUUUUGCUCACGACACAGAAUCAUGGAAAACCAUGCCUGUCAGGGACUCACGUCUUGUAAAGAACAAAUGCAUCAGCGGAACGCGGACAAACUUGCCGCAGAACAAACAAUAGUAUCGAAAAUUCAAAUCUGA